UGAGCGGUUACCAUGCAUUUAUAAACUACACAAACGUAUAAUUAUAAUUUUUAUAUAUUUUUAAUACCGCCGCGCAACUUGUAACUUAAAGUUAGAAAAAAAAAAUACUAAACAGUUUUUUUUCUGAAAAAAAAAAAAAAUAAUAAUUAAAAUUUAUCGAAUUGAGAAAAAAUCACAAAGUUUUUUGAAACGAAUCGAAUUAAGAAAGACGACGACGGGGUUGUUUGCCCGAGAGCGAGCAAGUGUGUUCGAAAAAAUGUCAAUUUUUGACAAAGUUAAGAAUUUUUGAAAAAAAAUCGCAAAAUAAAAAAUAUUCAUCCAAAACCGCGAUUUAAGUGUCCAACCCCUUGAAAAAAAAAAAAGAUUUUGGCCCGUCUUAAAUUUUCGGUCCAAAAUUAGUUUAAGUUAUUUUUCAAAAGUUCCAAAAAAUAAAUCAAACAAAAUGUCACAAAUCAUAUUCCUAUUGUGUUGUUUAACAUUAUUUGUGGCAAGUGCAUCGGCGCAAUGCUCGUGGGAAUUUGUACGCACAACAAUGGAUAUCAAGUGCAAACUGCGAGUCAUAGACGCCACCCCACAUGGAUUAGAUCUACAAGUGGCCGAAACGGCCAACAAUUUGGAUAUACAGUGCGACGAGGAUCUAUUGUACGCGAGUGAAUUGCCAAUAAACGCCUUUGUUCGAUUGCAAAAGCUCUCCGAGUUGCGCGUAGAUUCGUGUAAAUUGCAACGUUUGCAACAAAAUGCCUUCGAAGGUUUGGUGUCGUUGAAGAAAUUAACGGUUAGCACCCGGAAUUCGAUCUGGGGACCGGGUAAAAGUUUGGACAUAUUGACAAAUACUUUUGCCGGUUUGCGUGACCUCCAGACGUUGGAGUUGAGUGAGAAUAAUAUUAGACAACUGCCAGAGGGUGUUUGGUGUCCUUUGCAUAGUUUGAAGGUUUUGAAUUUAACCGCGAAUCGUAUUCGGUCGGCGGAUAGUUUGGGAUUCUCGGAGAAACUGUGUUCGAUCGGUGGAAUGCAGGGUUCGGGAUCGGAAUUGCAAGUUAUUGAUGCAAGUUCGAAUGAGAUUCGUUCGUUGCCGGAGAAUUGGGGUGCAUCGCGUUUGCGCCGGCUGCAGCAGCUAAAACUGCAGCACAAUAAUAUCACAAGUAUUGCUGCGGAUGCCUUCAGUGGUUUGACCAGUCUGCGAACACUGAAUUUGAGCUACAAUCAUCUGGAGACAAUUCCAAUUGAUGCAUUCGCCAACAACAAGGAACUGCGAGAGAUUCACCUGCAGUCCAACGAGUUGUACGAUCUUCCAAAGGGAAUCUUCCAUCGUCUUGAACAGUUGCUCGUUUUGGACUUGUCUGGCAAUCAACUGACCAGUCAUCAUGUCGAUAACACAACUUUCGCCGGCUUGAUCCGUUUGAUCGUCCUUAAUCUGGCCAACAACGCUCUGACAAGGAUCGGCUCGAAGACAUUCAAAGAGCUGUAUUUCUUGCAGAUCCUCGACAUGCGCAACAACUCCAUUGGACACAUUGAAGAUGGUGCAUUUCUGCCUUUGUAUAAUCUGCACACUUUGAAUCUGGCCGAGAAUCGUCUGCACACUUUGGACAACCAGAUCUUCAAUGGACUUUAUGUGCUGACGAAGCUCACUCUGAACAACAACCUCAUCAGCAUUAUCGAGAGUAAGGCUUUCCGCAACUGUUCUGACUUAAAAGAACUCGAUCUUAGUUCAAAUCAGCUUGCUGAAGUUCCAGAAGCUAUCCAAGAUCUGACUGUGCUCAAAACACUCGAUUUGGGUGAGAACCAGAUUUCCGACUUCAAAAACGGCACAUUCCGUAAUUUAAAUCAACUGACCGGUCUUCGUUUGAUCGACAAUAGAAUCGGCAACAUCACAAAAGACAUGUUUGCCGAGCUUCCACGUCUGAGUGUGUUGAAUUUGGCCAAGAACCGCAUUCAGGCUAUCGAACGAGGUGCUCUGGACAAAAAUACCGAAAUCGAGGCAAUUCGUCUUGACAGAAAUUUCCUAACCGACAUUAAUGGAAUUUUUGCAACUUUGACUUCUCUUCUGUGGCUGAAUCUUUCCGAGAAUCAUCUGGUGUGGUUCGAUUAUGCCUUCAUUCCAAGCAAUCUCAAGUGGCUCGAUAUCCAUGGCAACUACAUCGAAGCUCUGGGCAACUACUACAAACUGCAGGAAGAGAUUCGUGUGACCACUCUGGAUGCCAGUCAUAAUCGCAUCACAGAAAUUGGUCCAAUGGCAGUGCCCAAUUCCAUUGAGCUUCUAUUCAUCAACAACAACAUCAUCAGCUCCAUUCAGGCAAACACAUUUGUCGAUAAGACCAAACUCGCCCGAGUGGAUCUCUAUGCCAAUGUCCUGUCCAAGAUUCCAUUGAAUUCGUUGCGAGUUGCCCCCGUGUCAAGUGAGAAGCAAGUGCCUGAAUUCUAUCUCGGUGGAAACCCCUUCGAGUGUGACUGUUCCAUGGAAUGGUUGCAGAGAAUCAACAAUCUAACCACUCGCCAGCACCCAAAGAUCAUUGAUUUGACCAACAUCGAGUGUUUGAUGCCCCACAGCCGCAACUCACCAAUCCGCCCAUUGACUUCCCUCUCCAGCCAGGAUUUCGUGUGCAAAUAUGAGUCCCACUGCCCGACAACCUGCCAUUGUUGUGACUUCGAAGCGUGUCAGUGUGAAAUGAAAUGUCCUCAGAACUGCUCGUGCUUCCAUGACGCCACAUGGUCCACGAACAUCGUUGACUGUGGCAAGCAGAAUCGCAACACGCUCCCCAGUAAACUGCCUCUGGAUGUGACCGACCUGUACCUCGAUGGGAACAAUCUACCCGUCCUCCAUUCCCAUGUCUUCGAGGCGAGAAGGAAUCUGAGAGCACUUUAUCUGAAUUCCAGCAACGUGAUGACGAUAGAGAACAAGACUUUCAGUGAUCUUGGCAUGCUCCGUGUGCUCCACCUCGAGAACAAUAAAAUCCAAUCGUUAGGUGGACAUGAAUUCGGACAGCUAUCUCUGCUCAGAGAACUAUAUCUUCAGAACAAUCUUCUAACCCAAAUCGGAAAUGCCACCUUUGCUCCUUUGGUGUCACUGAAGGUCCUGCGAUUGGACAACAAUCGGCUGGUGUCGAUCAACAUUCCACAAUUUGUCAAUCUGCAGUACCGCAAUGGUCUGGAAGCUCUGACCAUUGGACGCAACUCAUGGUCGUGUCGUUGUCGCUUCCUUCAAGAUCUCUCCCAGUUUGCCUCCGAUAACGCCAUGAUCAUCAAGGAUGCCGCCGAGAUCUACUGUGUCGAUGGUGCAGUGAAGCGUGAAUUAGAUCUCACUGCCCAGGCCGAAUGCAGUGAACUUCUCGAAAACAGCAGCAACCUCGCAUCGCAGGACAUCAAUGGCGGAUAUGUCCCCCUUUUGGCUGCAGUUUUGGUGCUCAUAUUUCUGAUUGUCGUUCUGAUCGUGGUUUUCGUCUUCAGAGAAUCGGUGAGAAUGUGGCUCUUUGCCCACUAUGGUGUUCGUGUUUGUGAACCUCGCUUCGAAGAUGCCGGCAAGCUAUACGACGCCAUCAUCCUGCACUCCGCGAAGGAUUACGAAUUUGUGUGCAGAAAUAUCGCCGCCGAGUUGGAACACGGUCGCCCACCAUUCAGACUGUGCAUCCAGCAAAGAGACCUCCCGCCAGAGGCAUCACACCUGCAGAUCGUCGAAGCAUCCCGUGCAUCUCGCAAAAUCAUCCUCGUCCUGACCCGGAAUCUCAUUCAAACCGAAUGGAAUCGCAUCGAAUUCCGCAAUGCCUUCCACGAAGCGCUUCGCGGUCUGGCGAGCAAACUGGUGAUCAUCGAAGAGACAGCUGUUAGUGCCGAGGCUGAAGAGGUGCCCGAACUUGCUCCGUAUCUUAAAUCAGUGCCAUCAAAUCGUCUGCUCACCUGCGAUCGCUACUUCUGGGAGAAACUCCGCUAUGCCAUUCCAAUUGAGCUGUCACCACGAGGUAACAACUACACAUUGGACCAUCACGAACGCUUCAAGCAACCCGUCAGUCCCGGAGUGAUCUUCCGUCAGGCUCCACCUCCUCCAGCCUACUACCAGGAGGACAUGGAAGCCAACUACUCGUCCGCCACCACCGCAACUCCCAGUCCACGACCAAGUCGCCAUGUUGCCCGUCCAUGUGAAAGCAUCGCCAUGCGACCACCCUCCGAACACAUCUACUCCAGUAUCGAAUCGGAGUACAGUGCCUACGAUCAACAGGAGAAUCUCUCAAUGAUCCCAAGUGGCCAGCAGCAACUUCUAGGCCAUCCACACUUCCGCUCUGGUGGAGGUGCCCAACACAAUCUUCGAAACCCACAUCAUCCUUCGUCUUCGGCACAGUGGCGGCCCAUCCAACAAGCUCCAGUGCACCUUCGAACAAAUAGCAAUCUGAGCAAUGCUUCAACCUCGACACAAUCCACGUCGGCAGCUAUCCAGUCAACUCAAGCACAACCCGCAGCGACAGCGGCUUCCGCUCCAGCAGCUUCCUCAGCCACAAUAGCCACUGCACCAACAGCUCCAAGUACGAGCAAUUCCAAUAAUCAGUCGGGCAAUCAGGCGUUCCUAGUUUAACCCAACAAAACUUACAUUAUGAUUCUUCUUAACAGAAAAUAAAAUAAAAACAAAAUCAAUGUGAUAUUAAAUAAUGUAUUAAAGUUUGUAAAAAAAUUAUAAAAUUAUAAUUAUUCUAUAUUUAUAGUUAUAGUAUUAUUAAUCAUAAAUAGCGUGUCAUUUUAUUAUUGUAAAUAUUUCCAUGCGAGACAUAUAAACUGAAUCUUAAAUAAAGCGGACUGAUAGACUUCUAAACGAAAAAAUAAAAAAAACUUAAAUAUUGUAAUGAAAAAUUACAACAAAUAUUUUUAUAAAAUUUACACAAAAUAUAAAAGAAAAAAUAUAAAACUAUUAUACUUACGCGCAUGUUGUACAUAAAAAUUGUAUUAAAAAAACAUUAAAACUAAAAAUAUAAAUAAUAAAUUGUGAAAUUUAAUUUUUCAAAUUACGUAGCUAGAAACUUUAUUAUUAAAUAAAUUCUUUUUAUUUUGUUUAUAUUUUUUUUAUUUAAUUUAAUUUUGUAAAUCACUGAAA
Messenger RNA from Eupeodes corollae, 5074 nucleotides. It is a transcript of the gene 18w, whose product is annotated as toll-like receptor 7. Gene Ontology annotation, molecular function: protein binding. Gene Ontology annotation, biological process: signal transduction. The transcript has a single exon. NCBI's taxonomy places the organism in Eukaryota, Metazoa, Arthropoda, Insecta, Diptera, Syrphidae. The record is from RefSeq and is a predicted model, not a curated record. Bases 443 to 4561 code for a protein of 1372 amino acids.